This is a messenger RNA of Phytophthora nicotianae INRA-310, 1340 nucleotides long. RefSeq lists its product as hypothetical. The transcript has a single exon. The coding region runs from base 116 to 1276 and encodes 386 amino acids. Gene Ontology annotation, biological process: triglyceride biosynthetic process. Lineage: Eukaryota; Oomycota; Peronosporomycetes; Peronosporales; Peronosporaceae. Gene Ontology annotation, molecular function: diacylglycerol O-acyltransferase activity. Gene Ontology annotation, cellular component: endoplasmic reticulum membrane. The record is from RefSeq and is a predicted model, not a curated record.
UGUUGCCAGAUGACAAAUGAUACAUGAAUUACUAGAGACGUGCAAAUACGCACCGAAACGAUCUUUAUGACGCCUCCGAAAGGUCGAGCUCGCCAUUGUGUGUGGAAACGAAGUGAUGGCAAGGCUCACGAAUGUGGCUUGCGGUCGUACGCCUGCGUGGCCAGACUUUGAUGCCCGUCCGGAGUUGCGUACGCUGCGAGGGAGAUUCUUGCGCCGCUUCCACCUCACGGCUCUCUAUGGUCUCUGGGUCAUUGGUCUCCUGUUUUUCGCCGUGAUGUGGAUCUUCUCGCUAUUCUGCUUAGCGCAAUGGAUCUGGAGACGAGCUACACGUGACGAUGCUCCUCCGAUGCCAUUUUCAGCGCAGAUUUACUUGGGCUUUAUCGUCCUCCACGAAAGCUACCACUACCUCACCAGACCAUCGCUGCACCAGUGGCCAUUUAUGAGGCGUUUCUUUCGACAGGUUUUCCUACAUUACCCAUACUUCCGUCUCAACGUCUUGGUGUUUGAAGAACAUGAGAAUGCAAAAUACUCGAAGAAUUCUCGUGAAGACGGCCACUGCAACAAGGAAAUUGCCACCAAGGCAAUUGAAGAAAAUGAUUUAUCGCCAUUCGUGAAACCCGACGAUCGCGCGCUGUUCGCCUUCCACCCGCACGGCGUCCUCUCGGCUGGAUUCGCCUUCAACGGAGCACACCACAUGGGGUUCUUGCAUGCACACUGUCGAUGGCUCGUAGCUGAGAACCUCUUUUGGUUCCCCGUUAUGAGGGACUUGUUGAACUGGAUGGAUUUCAGUUGCGUGUCUAGAUCAACUUUCCAUCGCUUCAUGGCCACGGGUCAAAAUGUGUGUUUAAUCCCUGGAGGAUUCGAGGAGGCAACACUCUACGAGCGAGGCAAACAUCGUGUGUACAUCAAGAAACGCUUUGGAUUCAUCAAAUUGGCCUUGCAACACGGAUACAAGGUGCAUCCAGUGUACACGUUCGGCGAGGAGUAUGCUUAUCAUACUUUCCCGUAUCUACUUAACUUUCGUCUUAAACUGAACGAGUUCAAGAUACCGGGGGUACUCUUCUUCGGUCUACCGCAAUGCUUCUUUCUGCCUUGUACCGAUGUGGAUCUCAUCACCGUCGUAGGAGAAGCACUGAUAUUGCCCCGUAUCGAACAUCCGACCAAGGAAGACGUGCAGAAGUACCAUAUCCAGUACGUUGAGGCACUUCAAAAGCUAUUCAACAAGUACAAGUCCGUGUACGCCGUCGAUCCGAAUGUUGAGCUGGAGAUUUACUGAGCAUCGUCUUCAUCAAUAAUCCAAAAUAAAGCCGACGUUGAUACUGCAUCAGCAUGAAAAUGUC